AGAUGCUGCCGAGGAACAAUUCUCAGAAAAGGCAAAACAUACUAUUGAAGAAGGCUUAAACAAAAUAAAGGAAGCAAUGAAGGACGGUGAACGAGUGAUUGCAAAGAAAAUGGAUGAGAGCAUUCAGACGCUUUAUGACAGAACAGAAUAUUGUAAACGACAAAUAGGAGAUCAGUCUUCAAAAGCUGAACAAACAAUAAAAACAAAGACAUACAUCUCAAUAACACAGAUAGACAAAUUGACAAAAAGCAGCGUUCAACUUAUUGAAGGCCACACUAAAAAUAGCAUGGCGCGCAUGCAACAGACAGUUGCUGACAAGGCGGUAGAAGACUACGAAAGAGGUGUAGAAUAUCUUCGUUGCAGACUGGUGGACCAUUACCGCGACACCGUUAGCUACGUGCCUCUGUCUGCUUUGAAUCUUAGUCUCGAUAAGCACGUACAAGAUGUCUAUGUCAGUCCAAAAAUACACAGGAUAAAAAUAGAGAAUGAUGGGAGACUCACAAAACGGGAGCAAAUUUUUUCGUAUAAAGAUAUCUUCAACGAUGGUAAUAAAUUAGCUAGACGUAUAUAUUUACAAGGCGAGCCUGGCAGUGGCGAAUCGACAUUUGCUUCCAAGUUAGUUAAUGAGUGGUGUAACUUGCCUUCAACGGAAUCUACAAAAGAGAAAACAUUGUUUGUCGACUUUGAAAACCUGCAGAAAUUUAAGUUUCUCUUUUUCAUCUCUUUGCGAGAUUCAAGACAUCAGACGGAUGUAGUACAGAUGAUCAAAACACAUGUAAUUGAUAAGAUAUGUACGGAAGACGAACGUGAAGAAGCGAAGAAACUUUGUCUUCAAAUUAUGAAAAAUGAGAUAUGUCUCGUUAUUCAAGACGGUCUAGAUGAGUGGCCUGGUGAUGAAGCUUUACCUUCUAUGACCGGAAUUCCUAAAGACAACUGCAUCGUACUCACAACUUCUCGACCAUGGAAACUAAGUGAUGAACGAAUCAAAAAUUCUCAAAAAGAUAUUCUGUUAGAAGUUGAGGGCAUAAGCGAUACUGAAGCAUUCAAUGAACGGAUACAACGAUGCUUACUUGACAAAUCAAAGGAUGUCAAAGAAAGCGUAAAGCAAUUCAAGAUUUUCCUCAGGAGUCGCAACCUGCAGUCGAUAUCAUCUUCGCCUAUGCUGUACGCACUUGUCCUCUGUACCUGGGUAGAUGAUAGGGAGAGUCUCACCGGAUCGUCACUUUAUGAUCUUUACACUACACUACUUGACUGUCUAUGCAAAAAAGCUACUCCGGAAAUAUGUUAUUUCAACAAAACGAAUCCAGCGCCAGUAAAAAACUUUGAUGGUACAAAAUAUCUAAAACCAAAUAAGGCUCACAUAGAUUCCAUUGCUGAAGCUGCGUUCUCUUUUUUGUUUUCAAAUGAAAAAGAGUCAUCAAUAGUUUUCAGCGAUAUCAAAUUGUCAGAAUUUUUGCUUCCGUCUGCAAAAGAGUUCGCACUUAAAUCAGGAUUAUUAACCAAAAGGAAAGCUAAAAGAGUUACUGAUACGACUUGUAGGUUUGUCCACAAAACGUUACAGGAAUUCUUAAGUGCUUAUCAUAUCGCCAACAAUUUAAACGCUGUGAAUGACGUCAUUUUCGGAUAUCUCAAACGCCACGACAAUUCAUAUCUUGAUAUAUCGCAAAUGUUCAUAUUCCUGUGUGGCUUGAACAUCUCAGCAGCGAAUAAACUAUCUGCAAUGAUGAAUGAGCUUGACGUUUAUCGCCAUUAUAUAUAUCUCGGAAUCUUCCAAAACUGUAUCCUUACUGGCUAUAGGGAAGCUGUAGCCAACAAGAAUACCCCAAUACACCUGCAUCUUAGUCACUUUAAGAUCAACAAUGAUAAUGAUGCGGAAGAGUUGUUUCACAUCUGGGCUUUUAACAAGUUUCGUGCGCGAUCUUUAGGGAUUGUUAAUUUGAACAGAAUUAUUGUAUCCGUUUGCUCACGAGGCGUGUUGUCUACUCGUUGUCAGGAACUGGACCUGUUCCCUUGCCUGCAUGUGAUGAUCCUUGUCCCUCUACACUUACACAAAUAAAUCAGAAAGAAGUCAGUCCGUCUGCGUGUUGUAUGGAGUUCGACUUUUCAUGGUGUAUCAACAUGGAACGGAUGAUACUCUGUUGUAAUGCAACUGUGCAACCAAAUUCACUGGUGGGUCUGAAGAACUUAAAAGAUCUGCACUUACUUGAUGGUUGUAAAUGUGAAGCGCUUGACUUGUCACAUAAUGAAAGCAUUGAAUCAAUUUAUCUUAGUAGUGGAGUAACUUUAUUACCACUCUCCGUUAAUAAUUAUAAAAGUCUUACAUGUAUUGUUAUAUGGACAACUUAUAACGGACUGGAUUUGUCACUGUUUGAAAGUUUAUGUUCGAUAACAAUUAGCAAUAAGGUGAAAGUGUUACCAAAACGACCUCUUAUUCAUAACAAACACAAACUGACUCGUAUUGGCUUAAUUGAUUUUGAUUUGAAAAGUGUUGACAGUAAAGAUAGUUAUACUUGGUGUCUACUAAACGGUGAAGAUCCAGUAAAGUGUGGAGACUAUACUCCAAUACUGCCCUCUAUAACACGCAUUGACUUGCGUGGAGUCGCAUGUUCCUCAAACUGGCUACGCAGUCUGCUCAGAAUGCUGCUGACACUCGAUCAUAAGGUGCAUUGUCAGCUGUGGGACUGUAUUAUAACUUCACUCAAUCAUGAGGUUAAGGGUAGGCUUCCAGGUAGUCACAAAGUAUCGUGUGCAGAGGAUGCAUUCAGCAAUCCAGUUGAACUCACAUGCGCAAAAAUAUAUACGGAUUUAAACAAUAAAUGUGCAUUCGAAGUGAGCGAAUUAAUCUGGCAGAACGGUCUAUGGGAGACUUUGCAUGGACUGAAUGUGAAGAUUCUGAGUUUAUGGAAUUUAUAUGAAUGUGGUGUAUCAUGGGAUCGUGUACUUCCAUUGUCACAGUCAUUAGUAUCCCUCCCACAGCUAGAAACGCUUAGUGUUACUUUAUCUGAAUAUAUCGACCUGCAGCUUCCCCCGUCAUUGAAGCAUUUUAUAGGCUGUUUUUAUACAUUGUCUCCCACACAACUUAGCGAGAUUGUGAACAAACUGACGGCAUGGACUCAAUCAGUUGAAUGUAGAUUGGAAUUCUUUUGUAUUAAUGAAAGAGAUGUUAACAUGCCCCAGAAGAUUCCACCAGAAGAAUAUAUCCAUAUCAAACAGAAACUCGAAUCACUGGAGCAUGUGAAAGUGAAACGAUUUCGAAUAUAUGAAUUUGCACUAAGCACUUACACCUGGUCUGAACGUGACAGUGCUGGGGUAGAUGAUGAUGAUGUUGAUGGGGGCCUAAAUUUUUGUGCGGGUCAUGAAUUACUUGACGGCCUUGGUCGCAUAUCAAUGCGACUUCAGAUUAACUGUGUUAAAGAUCCAGACUUAAACUAGUGAAGUAAUAUAUGCGACAACAAGACUAUAUACGAUGGAUGAUCCGGAAAUAUGUAGACUGUUAUCAUCAGUUUCAGUUAUUUAUUUGAUGCACAAAAUAAUAUUUUUUCCCUCA
Molecule: messenger RNA, 3547 nt
Organism: Dreissena polymorpha
Lineage: Eukaryota; Metazoa; Mollusca; Bivalvia; Myida; Dreissenidae
Exons: 2
Coding region: 77-2056 (659 amino acids)
Source: RefSeq, a predicted model, not a curated record